AUGCGCGGAGACAAUCCUGCCCUUUUUUUUUUUGGUCUGUGCGUGGCUGCUGCGGCGGUUUUUUUCCCCAGCGGCUCCCGGCUCAGCACGAACAUGGCGGACCAGGCCCUCUCCUUCGCCAAGGACUUCCUGGCGGGCGGCGUGGCCGCGGCCAUCAGCAAAACCGCAGUGGCGCCCAUCGAGCGGGUCAAGCUGUUGCUCCAGGUACAACAUGCAAGUAAACAAAUUGCUGCUGACAAACAGUACAAGGGUAUCAUUGAUUGCGUAGUGCGUAUCCCAAAGGAGCAAGGAAUGCUGUCCUUUUGGCGUGGAAAUUUGGCAAAUGUCAUCAGAUAUUUUCCCACUCAGGCUCUCAAUUUUGCUUUCAAGGAUAAGUAUAAGCAGGUGUUCUUAGGAGGAGUGGACAAGCACACUCAAUUUUUUAGGUAUUUUGCUGGUAACCUGGCCUCUGGUGGUGCAGCUGGUGCCACUUCUCUCUGCUUCGUUUAUCCCUUGGAUUUUGCAAGAACCCGUUUGGCUGCUGAUGUUGGAAAAGCUGGUGCUGACAGAGAAUUCAGAGGUCUGGGGGACUGUCUAGUCAAAAUUACCAAGUCUGAUGGUCUGCGUGGCUUAUAUCAAGGGUUCAAUGUAUCUGUGCAGGGUAUCAUCAUCUAUAGAGCUGCCUACUUUGGAAUCUAUGAUACAGCAAAAGGCAUGCUCCCAGAUCCCAGAAACACUCACAUUGUGAUAAGCUGGAUGAUUGCACAAACAGUGACUUCUGUGGCUGGUAUUGUCUCCUAUCCUUUUGAUACAGUGCGGCGUCGAAUGAUGAUGCAGUCAGGACGUAAAGGAGCUGAUAUCAUGUACUCUGGAACAAUUGACUGUUGGAAGAAGAUCGCAAGGGAUGAAGGAGGAAAAGCUUUUUUCAAGGGUGCAUGGUCCAACGUUCUCCGAGGCAUGGGUGGUGCUUUUGUGCUCGUGCUGUACGAUGAAUUAAAGAAAGUAAUUUAAAAACAGCCUAACUAGAAUUGGUAACCAAGUUGAGCAGAUCAUGUAGAAUAACUUUACCAUUAUGGACCAUUGACCUUCAAGAAAUUCCUUUGUUGUCUUAUUUAUCGGGGUCAGAUCACGUUGGUAGAUGGGGCUAGAAACUUAUCGAGGGAACUGAUCCAUUUCAAGAUUGCCUUUUUUUGCAGACACUGAAACUGACAGUUCAGCAUACUGAA
This is a messenger RNA of Malaclemys terrapin pileata, 1205 nucleotides long. It is a transcript of the gene SLC25A6, whose product is annotated as solute carrier family 25 member 6. Gene Ontology annotation, biological process: mitochondrial ATP transmembrane transport; mitochondrial ADP transmembrane transport. Bases 1 to 990 code for a protein of 329 amino acids. The transcript is spliced from 4 exons. Gene Ontology annotation, molecular function: ATP:ADP antiporter activity. Gene Ontology annotation, cellular component: mitochondrial inner membrane. Lineage: Eukaryota; Metazoa; Chordata; Testudines; Emydidae. The record is from RefSeq and is a predicted model, not a curated record.